Messenger RNA from Pochonia chlamydosporia 170, 1320 nucleotides. RefSeq names its product sucrase/ferredoxin domain-containing protein. The coding region runs from base 1 to 1320 and encodes 439 amino acids. The transcript has a single exon. Lineage: Eukaryota; Fungi; Ascomycota; Sordariomycetes; Hypocreales; Clavicipitaceae. The record is from RefSeq and is a predicted model, not a curated record.
AUGCAAUACCGUCGCCUCUUCUUCCGCUUCCUCUACGCAUCUGUAUACGUCCUCUUCUUCCUCGUGCUAUUUGGCCUACUCCUCAUAACGCCUGGCGAUGCCAUCGAGCGAUCUAUAAGCAAUGGCCAAAAAUACAAUGUCCUCAUUGUGACGAUAUCAUACGUGGUGACUAUUGUCAUCGUCGUGUUUAUCUAUAUUUUACGACUGUAUAUUACGAAAACGGCCAUCGCGGCGAUUCCCAAGACGUGGGUACCGAUUGAAAAGGGCGAUGUGAAGGACAUUGUGUAUAGGAUGAUUCAUGGGGGGCUUAGUCGGAGCGCUGCCAUUGCGCAUGCUGCGCGACCUAGGGAACAGAUUGAUACGGACGACGAGCAAGGUGGGAUGGACGACGGUGAGCAAGAGGCUCGGAUCGGCGGCGGUGCGAAAAAGACGAAUACCGUUGUGGAGGAUUUGUGCUUGCCACUGCCGCCGAAGAGGCCUGUCUGGGGAGAAAUCGAGCACUACGGAUGGGCGUCGCCGAAUUCGCCGGAUCUUCGGAACUUGCAAUACAGUAGUGUCUUGUCGGAACUGCCAAAUCUCAUUGAGGCAAAGGCCUUGACGAUGGCUCCGUCUGACCAGCAGGGUUUGGGUACAGACGCGCCGAUGAUUGAUGCUGAGGCGGUUGGGUUGCUGCAGCGCACUGCGAAUAUGUCGAUGCGGGGAUACAUUGAUCACCUUGCGAGUUUGGUAGUGAUUCUUGUGGAUGAAACGGUCACGCAGUUUCUUGCGCAGUAUGAAUAUGCGCGGUUCUCGAACAGGCCCAUCUCGAAUGAACGAUUCCGACAGUUGAUGCACUUGUUUGCCGAGGUACUACGAGGCAUGCAACCGCUGGAUAUCAACGUCUUGAACUCUUUAGAAGAUGCGAGCUACGGAUGGGGCCCUUCGGAAAGUGACAUCGACAAUGACGCGCCGCUGGAUACCAACCCCCCAUCUCCACGAAGCAGUAUUUCUCACGCUCCAACGACGAGCACGCAAAGCUCGAGGCGCCGACCGCCAUUGCGCACUCCCUCCGCGCACGCUUGGAGUUUCCGGACCGCUCCCAAUACACCGGUCAGUAAGAGAACCGGAACGGGCAUGCUCUCGCGGCAGUCGAGCGAGAACAGCUUCGCCCAGACGAGGCGGCAGUACCCUGUGAGUCAGCCGUCGAGUUCGAGUUUACGGUCCAAGGCUGCGAGUGCAGCGAGCAGUAGUGAUUCUGGGUCCGUUAUACGUCUUGCUACGAGGGAAGAUGACGAGCGGCUACCGUAUGUGUUGAAUCUGCGGCCGACGGCUGGAAGUUGA